Molecule: messenger RNA, 240 nt
Organism: Sodiomyces alkalinus F11
Lineage: Eukaryota; Fungi; Ascomycota; Sordariomycetes; Glomerellales; Plectosphaerellaceae
Product: ATP synthase F0 subunit 9
Exons: 1
Biological process (GO): proton motive force-driven ATP synthesis; proton transmembrane transport
Molecular function (GO): proton transmembrane transporter activity
Source: RefSeq, a predicted model, not a curated record
GCAGCAAAAAUAAUAGGAACAGGUUUAGCAACUACAGGUUUAAUUAGAGCAGGUAUAGGAAUAGGAGUAGUAUUUAGAGUAUUGAUUUUAGGAGUAGCUAGAAAUCCUUUAUUAAGAGGUCAAUUAUUCUCUUAUGCUAUAUUAGGAUUUGCUUUUUCAGAAGCUACAGGUUUAUUUACACUUAUAAUAGCUUUCUUACUAUUAUAUAUAGCAUCAUUUUUUUUUAUCUUAUAUAGAUAA